Molecule: messenger RNA, 1730 nt
Organism: Haplochromis burtoni (Burton's mouthbrooder)
Lineage: Eukaryota; Metazoa; Chordata; Actinopteri; Cichliformes; Cichlidae
Exons: 4
Coding region: 74-865 (263 amino acids)
Source: RefSeq, a predicted model, not a curated record
UGAUUUUCUAAGUUACGACCCUUUGAGUGGCAGUGAAGGCAGCAAACACUGUUCGUUAUGUCAUUUAUCAACCAUGGCUGCACCCGUCGCUCUUAUUCAAGGUGCGAGCAGAGGACUGGGCUUUGGAUUCUGCAAAUAUAUACUUAAAAAUAAAUCACUCGCUACUGUUGUAGCAACAUGUCGAAACCCGGACGGGGCUGCAGAAUUGCGGAGCCUGGCCGGCCAACACCCGGGCCGACUGAUGGUCCUCAGACUGGACGUGAACCACGAGGAGGACAUCCGCGGAGCUGCAGAGAGGGUUAAGGAGAGUUUCGGUCGGCUGGAUCUAGUCGUCAACUCCUCGGCAAUGCUUCACCCUUCGGGGAAAGGAGAGACCAGCUUGAGGGAUGUUUCUGCACAGGGUAUCAUUUCCACCUUAACGACUAAUACAGUGGGUCCCCUGGUCAUGGCCAAGUAUUUCUCCCCCCUCCUUCUUAAGGGCAGUGGUGGAUUUGGUCAGCAGCCUGCAGAGAAAGCCAAACAGCACAGCGGGAUCAUUGUUAACAUCACAGCGAAAGUGGGAUCAAUUGGAGACAAUGGUCUUGGAGGUUGGUACAGCUACAGAAUGUCUAAAGCAGCUCUUAACAUGGCCACUAGGAAUUUGUCUAUAGAGCUGGGCCGCAGUCGACCCAAGGUUGUUUGUGUGUCCCUACAUCCAGGAACAGUGAACACAGACCUCUCCAGGCCUUAUCACCGGAAUGUGCCACAAGACAAGCUGUUCAGCGCUGAACACUCUGUGAACUGUCUAAUGAGCAUCGUUGACACACUAAAUAUAGAAAAGACUGGAAAAGCGUACAGCUGGGAUGGAACCGAACUCCCGUGGUAGAAUUUCUAAGAGAUGAAUUUCACCACUUCUGGUCUUAAUGGUGAAUUUCUGAGCAGUGUUGAGACAAUGUGGAGAUGAGCUGGACUUCAUGCUAUUGCUGUACAAGACAUUUGUGCUCAAGUGACAGUUCAGAUGGUCAAUGAAAAAACUAUUUUACUACCUCAUAAUUAUCCAAAGUGCUUAAAUCAUCUGUAGCACAUACAGCUUUUGUGUGAAGCCAUUAUUGACAAUGUAUCUGGUUUCAAUAUUUCAUACAACUCUCAUAUAAUUUAGUACUGCUCAUUUUAAUGGUAAAAAUCAUGUAAUAUCUCACUAAUCUUGACGUCUUUCCCCAAUUCAGUAAUAUCAUCAGGUGGUUUGUAUUAAAGGUGAAUAAAUUAUCUGACUGUUUAAAAUUUGUGGUUGCAUUACACACACAAGCAGUCAUUUUGGAAACAAGUGCUGUGGACAUACAGUAUGUUUUAAGAAAAAAAGAUUGCAUGGCUGGAGUUAAUCUGCUAGUACAUUCUACAUGCAAAUGUUGCACAAAGACUAACUCCUAAAGAUAAAAUAAUAAAAUCCUUUACAUAGGAUCUGUAAGAUUUUUUUUUUCAUCCACAUCAAGUCUGAAACUGAUUGUGAUAAAAGUUAAUCCCAAAUAAUCUGACUCUUUAUGAGAUAUAAAGAUGAAGCUAUUUGGCAACUGGAAAAACCCCAGCAGUCAUGGCUCAGUCUGUUGCAAUCUUCCACCAGAGGUGUAGUCACAAAACAAUUGGUGCUUUCACCACCUCAUAUAUUCAGAAAAAGUUAAUUUAAUAUCAAAUCAAAUCACUUUUAUUGUCACAUCACAUGUGCAGGUACAUUGGUACAGCACAUGUGAGUGAAA